Molecule: messenger RNA, 1014 nt
Organism: Acaulospora morrowiae
Lineage: Eukaryota; Fungi; Glomeromycota; Glomeromycetes; Diversisporales; Acaulosporaceae
Source: the annotation of a GenBank genome assembly
GUCUUUCCGAUAACGAGUAUCAAGAAUGGCUCAGUAAUGCCAUUAAAAACAAGGAGAUUGUUAGAUACGAUUACAGUAGCUUUGGUGACUUUCAAGAAAUUAGGAAUGAGGCAUACAGCACGGUCCAUAGUGCUAACUUAACAACUGAAAAUAAGACUGUUGUUCUGAAAUCGGUUACACUUUGUCCAAGCUUCACAUUAGAGUCGUUAGUUAAUGAGCUUAAACAUUACUUAAACAUUAAAUCGCAUGAAAAUAUUGUUGAUUUUUAUGGAAUAACACAAAAAGAUGAAAAUCAGAAUGCGUAUGAAAUCGUAAUGGAGUUUGCAAAUGAUGGAGCACUUGAUAUUUACCUGGAAUUGAAUUUCACAAAAUUAGAAUGGACAAACAAACUGCGUUUCGCACAACAAAUUGCGGAAGCAAUAAUGCAUUUACAUUCGAAUAAUAUUAUUCACGGAAACCUGAAUCCUAGAAAUGUACUUGUUCAUAAUGGCUCAAUUAAAAUUAGCGAUUUUGGCAUAUAUAGGAUUACCACUUUACCAUCCAUUUCUUUAUUAAAAUUAACUGGCUCCUUGGAAUAUUCAGAUCCAGUCUUUCUUAAAGAAAUGGAAAAAUACAGUCGCACCAAAGCUUUCGAUAUAUAUAGUAUUGGGAUGUUAUUUUGGCAAAUUUCAAGUGGUCAAUGUCCCUACAGAUCAAAUCAUUUUCAGGACGAAUUAGAUCUGGUAACUUUUAUUACAAAUGGUAACCGAGAAGCUCCAAUUAUGGGAACACCCACAAGUUACGUAAAAAUCUAUCAAGAGUGCUGGGGUCAAGAUAUAAACAAACGUCCAAUCAUUGAUAAAGUCGUACAAGACCUUAAAAAUGUAGAUUUGACUGAGAUUGUUAAAUUAAAUAAUUCGAUUAUAAACGAACAAGUGUAUUUAUCGGAAGAAAAAUUUGAUAAUUUUAUAAGUAAAACAAUGCGGGAUUUUAUAUCGGAUAAACGAAACAUUGAUUUGAUCAAUGGAGACUCAG